Anisakis simplex (herring worm) is the source of this 954-nucleotide messenger RNA. The record is from the annotation of a GenBank genome assembly. Lineage: Eukaryota; Metazoa; Nematoda; Chromadorea; Rhabditida; Anisakidae.
GGUGGUAACUUAUCGUGGAUUGCAUGCGCUUUGUAUUUAUCAAUGUGGCAGUUGACACCAAUUGGUCAUGAGCUACGAUUCCAGUAUCCAAUCUCGAAACUCACUCGAAUAUGCAAAAUCAGUGUAUUGGAAUUUUUUGAUAAGCUGAGUCGUUGGGUUGCAAUGGCUGGUGCAGCCAGACGUAUGCAAGAGCAGGUCAGCCGGAUUCAGUCUUCGUUGGCCGUCUCAACAGUUGUCUACAAGAAACUUUUGCCGAUCUUCCGAAAAGUUUUCGCCUCACCACAACAAUCAUCCAAUUCACCGUCGACAUCCUCACCGUCGAGCAAAGAACACAGCGAACAAAUAAAAUCCGAGCAAAGCUCCAAACAAAUCAAUUGCAAAAAGAUUUUCGAACUUCUUUGGACACUAUUCAUUGCCAUGAAAAGUUUUGCUUCCGUUUCAGAACAACUCAUAACAGACGACCUAAUGAACAGUUUUCAUUUGCUGCUGUGUUCAGUUGACUUCAUAUUUCAAGAUCUUCGUAAUUCGUCGUCUUUCCAGCAUUUGCUUAAUCAAGAUUUCGUUAAUUUGAUCCCACCCGACGAGCCAUCUGCAUUAGAAACAUUGUGUCGAAUUUUCAAAGAUGUCGUUUUGGACGCAAAACAUUUUCGAGCACAUUGGUGGUUACCGAAACUGCACUCGUUGAUAAACGAGCAAAAAGUGACGGCAAACGCCGAGUCGAUGAAUGAAUUCGUUGAGAAUGUUGAUCAGAACAUAGAAAGUUUGAACGAGAUGUACGAGAAAGCAAUGAUAAGGAAAGGCGAAAUGGAUGAGCGUAUGUUCAUACCACCGGAUGUGAGCACAGUGUUUGACGAUGCUUUCGAUGGUGAGUUAGUUUAUGGAGAUAUAUUUCUCGAUUUGCUCUUGAAGUAUUUGAGAUCAUUGGUUUUUGAAAUGAUUUUGGCAUGUUCUUGA